Perognathus longimembris pacificus (Pacific pocket mouse) is the source of this 3789-nucleotide messenger RNA. It is a transcript of the gene Sowahc, whose product is annotated as sosondowah ankyrin repeat domain family member C. The record is from RefSeq and is a predicted model, not a curated record. The transcript has a single exon. Lineage: Eukaryota; Metazoa; Chordata; Mammalia; Rodentia; Heteromyidae. Bases 153 to 1712 code for a protein of 519 amino acids. Gene Ontology annotation, molecular function: protein binding.
GUGAGGUAGUGACAGCGUCGUCCAGGCCCGCGCUGACUCCGUGCUGUUCGAGGAGCCUCGCCGGGCGGGCUGGUCUUGACCACCUCGGGCUCUGCCGCCGCCAUGGGGCCGGGCUGAACUUCCCGCGGGCGGAGAAGGUGCUGCGGCCGCAGAUGGAGGGGGCCGGGGAGCCGGGCUCCGAGGCGGAGCUGGGCCCCGACGCGGUGCUGCGCUUCCUCGCGGAGCGCGGGGGCCGGGCCCAGCACGCCGAGCUGGUGCAGCACUUCAAGGGCUGCUUGGGCGGCCCGCCGGAGCAGCGCGCCCGGGCCCGCGCCCACUUCAAGGAGCUGGUGAACGCCGUGGCCACCGUGCGCACCGACCCUUCGGAUGGCGCCAAGUACGUGUACCUCAAGAAAAGGUUCUGUACGGGGACCGCUCAGCCCGAAGCCGCGGGUGUCGGGGACCCGCCCCGCAUUGAGGUGACUGCCGAGCCCGAGGCCCCGGAACCCCCUGCCGAGCCGGGCGACCGCGCUCCGGGUCCCGAGGCGCCCCCCGCACCGGGCGGAGAGCCGAGUGAUGGGGAACCUUCGGCCGCCGCUGAGGGAGCGUCCCUGGGCGGAGAGGACUUGGGUGGCGAGGUGCUGGCCCCGGCCCCCGGGCCCCUCGAGGACCUGGAGCCCCCGUCCCACAACUACCCGGAGGCGGACGGAGCCAGCUGUCCCGGGGGGCUCACGACCUCGAGGUCCCUUCGCCAGAACUUCCGGGACUUGGUGAUGGGGCACUCCCCCCAGCUGAAGAGGAGCGGGUGUCCCGGCAGCGGCAGCCAGGGGAGCCUCUCCGGGGGAGGGCGCAGCCGAGGCGGGGGAGACUCGGACAGCGCCUCGGUGGCUUCCUCAUCGGCCGAGGAGGAGAGCACCGGCGCAGGCUCGGUGACCCUGGAUCCCCUGGAGCACGCCUGGAUGCUGUCUGCCUCGGACGGCAAGUGGGACAGCCUAGAGGGACUGCUCACCUGUGAACCUGGCCUGCUGGCCAAGCGAGACUUCAUCACCGGCUUCACCUGCCUGCACUGGGCCGCCAAGCACGGCAAGCAGGAGCUCCUAGCCAUGCUGGUCAACUUCGCCAACAAGCACCAGCUGCCGGUGAACAUCAACGCCAGGACGAGUGGGGGCUACACUGCCCUGCACUUGGCCGCCAUGCACGGGCAUGUCGAGGUGGUGAAGUUACUAGUGGGUGCCUACGACGCGGACGUGGACAUCAGAGAUUACAGUGGGAAAAAGGCCUCUCAGUACUUGAGUCAGAGCAUCGCGGAGGAGAUUAAAAAUUUGGUGGGAGCACUGGAUGAGGAAGACGGUGAGAGCACCGCAGGCAGCGGAGGUGGGCGUUGGAGACUUUCGAAGGUACUCCCGUCUCAUCUUAUUACCUACAAACUUUCUCACGCCCUGGAGGAUGGGGUAUCCGAUCAUCACCACCAUCACCACCACCACCACCAGGCGGAAGGUUGGCCCGGAGGAAAAACAAAAGAUCCAGGUCGCAAAUCCUCUGGCAGUUCUAGUGGAAGGAUAAAACCCCGACUCAACAAAAUCCGCUUCAGAACCCAAAUCAUCCACACCACACCCUCUUUCCGAGACCUGGAGCAGCCCUUGGAGGAAGGAGAGGAGGAAGAGGAGGAAAGGUCCCUUAAAGGCCACUCAUCCUCCUUCAAAUUGAGGCCAAAAUCCAAUGUAUUUGGGUAAAAAUAAUAAUAAUUUAAUACUACAGCUUGCUUGUCUUCACUCUAGAUACUAAGUGUAGGUAAAGAUAGUGCGACCAAAAGUCCGAGGCCAAAUUAGACCUUCAAUACUGUAAAGUUUGGAAUGAGUGGGUAGGAAUUCCCUUAGGAGUAGCUUUCUGCUCGGAAAGUGGAUUUGUUUUUUUCUGGGAAGUGCUUUGACCUGUGCCUCUUCCUCAUUCCACCCUAGAGACCUUGAAGUCAUUGUCCUGGAGUGUAUCUGUUUAGACACUAGAAAUCUAAACCGAUGAGAAUUGAUGACCGAGAGUUCCUUCGCUUAACCAUUACAGAUAUUUAGUAUAAACAAAGUAACAGAUGUAGCACUUUUACAUAACUUUUCCGAGAGCAAGAAGGGGAGAGAGAAAGUGAAUGUUAAUUGUGAUGAAGCUUGCAGAUUUUAAGUGUGAACCAAAUUGUGUGCUACCCUGUUAGUGUUUUCCCCCACUAGUUGGCAUUUGCUUAAGAUACUACUGAAGGUCAUCAAUUGGAAUGCAGAAGUACUAAUGAGAGCAGGUAGUAAUAAUGUGAAUAAUAUUGGAAUCCUGUUUGUAUUGUAAGUAGUUCGGUUGCCUUUUUAAUUUUUUUUAGUUGCUGUAGUCUUACGGUACAUUACAAAUAAUGGCACAAUGUUUUAUUUAAAGAAAAGAACAUAGCAGCCUGUGGUACUUUCACAUAAACUAUUGUCUCUCUUGAUUGUUUUUAUUGUCUCUAACUUGUUUUGCUAUUAUAAAAGUCUUAACUUUGCUAAGGUUUUUAUUCGAGCAUCAUUUAAACCUUGGCUUGCUUUGGUAUAACUUUUAGGUGCUUAGACAGAGGUAUUUGGUAGAAACCCUUGCUGGUUUAGACAAUUAGUGAAAAUUGACACAAAUAUUAGUAAGCCUAUGCUUCUGUGAAGUAAUCAUUAAAUCAACUCAGUGAUUCUCAUGUAAGUUACUUUUAAUUUUAUGAGUACAUUUAGUCUUACGUUUUGUAGCAACAUUUGCAAGUGUUUUAAAUUCCAAAUCUUUUAAUUUCCCCGUAUUUCUUGUAAUUAUCUCAAGGAGCUAUGAUAUAGUUACUGGGUAGUAAGUUUGCCCAGUUAAAACUAGCACUUUAUAAGAGGAAAAGUAGAUGGGAUUAUGUCUAUAUUUAAAUGCUGCUAGCUAUUGAAUUUUAUUAUAUAUAAGUGAAAGAAUGUCAUUCAUUAGAACCUUGUACAGUAUGAUUCUUAGUUACAUUUCAUUCUUGUUAGAGUGACUUGAUCAUUAUUUUAAAAUGUAACUAGCGUGUUACAUCUUCUGUGACAAGAUGAGAAACUUUUAUAGGAAAAAUAACUUGUCUUGCCUUUUUUUUUGGUCAAAUUACUGAGUUCUAAGUUGCUAGGGUCUAUAUGGUAGAUUUCACAGAGGCACGGCUUUUGAUUCAUAGAUCUUUAAUUUUCCAGCUCACAGAAACUUGUAACGAGUUAGUCAUAUCUAGAUGAAGGCUAAAUUUGUUUAAACCUGGAUGAAAGUAUAUAAGCUAUUAUCUGUGUGCCUUUUAGGAUUUGUGUAUGUUUCAGAACCAUCUAAAGAUUGUGCUGAACAAUAAAUAUUAAUCCUUUGUAACCAGUUGCAUAAAAUCUAUAAUUUGUUAGAUCUUUAGAUACAAGUAUACUUAACUUGCAUUUCACAAUAGAGGUGCCAACUUUAUAACAGGUUGACUUUUUUCUUUCUUUCUUGUGGUGCUGGUUAUUGAACCCUCUGGCCUUAAGUAUGCUUGGCAAGCUCUCUACCACUCCAGCCACUCCCUGCCCUUUUCUGUUUUUGAACCACUACCUUUGUUUGUGCUGGCCUCAAACUUGAGAUCCUCCUGCCUCCACUUCUAGAGCAGCUGAGAUUUCAGCUGUGCAUUCCCAUGCCUACGAGGUUCAACUUUUCCAAUAAGAUGUUAAAUUUUCAAGUCAUUCCUAAGAAUAACUCCUGGCAUUCCCGGUCAUAACUUGCUAUGUGGAGUAAGUGUAACAUUUUCAACUUUCUUUUUUGUUUUUGUUUUUGUUUUUUUACUUUUCAAAUCAAGAUUAU